CCCGUGGUAGCGGUCUGUCUCAAACCGGGUGCUGCUGGAUGCUGUUUGGCAUAACGCAAAUUACACGAGAAACUUAGACACUGUGUCGUAGAUGAUUAUUACGUGUCGAAAUUUGGGCGGAGGAGCCUCCGAGAGAGAAGACACUCCCGUGACCUUAAGAGUAUCAGCAUUUAGCUAGCACAACAAAGUCAGCCUCUUUGUGGUAAAAUAUUUCAUUCGACGGGGGUGACGGCAGGUAAAAGAAUGCUAAAGCUGUUUUUAAGACAUGCCCGUCGCUUUCCGUGGGUUACCAACGUGACACUGUACGGGUCCCUGUUCGCCGGGGGGGACUUCGUCCAUCAGUGGUUCUCUGGAAGGGAGAAAAUCGAGUGGAGACAAACACGCAACGUCGCUGUGGUUGCGUUUGGUUUCCAUGGCAACUUCAAUUUUUUCUGGAUGCGUUUCCUGGAGAGGAGAUUUCCCGGGAACUCCGCCGGGAUGGUGAUGAGGAAGCUGUUCCUGGACCAGACGACGGCGGCGCCCCUGGCCACCAGCGUCUUCUACACAGCUGUCAGUUUCUUGGAAGGCAAAGAGGACAUCAUGGAAGACUGGAGAGAAAAGUUUCUGAAUACUUAUAAGACAGGGCUAAUGUUCUGGCCAUUCAUGCAGUUUCUGAACUUUGCCUUGGUGCCUCUGUACGUGCGGACCACCUUCACUGGCUGCUGUGCCUUUGUCUGGGCCACCUUCCUGUGCUUCUCACGUCAGACCGGUGACGGCACAGCUGGUGCUGCUCUGGCCUGGAUUUUUCCCCCUGAAGACAAUGAAGGAGAAUCUGCAAAAGAGAAAGUAGAAUCUAACGACAAGGUGGAUGCUCCCAACAAGGGAACAACAUCAUUUAAACCCAUGCAGUAGCAGAAUCAGUCAUUUUUAUGGAAGGCGACAAAACAUCAGCUAAGCCAAUGGACUGCGGCCUAGUUCAGCUGAUGUUUUACUAACACUGCCAAGGUCAUAGGUCAAAGACUCACUGAGGUCAGACUGAAAAUGUGUAUCCUCAUGAUGCUGCACAGUGCAAAAAGCCUCCAGCACAUUGAAUGUAAAUGCAGUAUAUUUUUAUUAUUUAUGCAGCAUGGCGGCUCUGUCAGUCCUACUUAUCCAUACCACAGUGAAUUAUGACCAUUGGCUCUUUUGUUAAUUUUUUAUAAACACAGCCAUGUUUUUUUAUUUACAGGUGAGGUCCCUUUCUUUUUAAAGCUUGAACAUGAUUUAUGAGGUCUUCUGUCAUAUGAUGGUGUCAGAAGUUGAGAUGAUGAGGUGAUUUACAUCAAAGUGAAAAACUGAAUAGUGUAAAAAAAAAAAAAGAAUUUCCACCAUGUGGAGUGGCAGCUAAUUUAUUAGCUUAGACUUUUUAUUAAUAGUAAAGUGAUGGAAGGCUUCUGAAUUGGUGACCUCAGAAUCUCAUCUCUGCUUUGUGUGGAUGAUGUGGUCCUGUUGGCUUCAUCAGGUGGUGGCCUGAAUGUGAACAGGCAGGUAUGAGAAUGAGCAUCUCCAAAUCUGAGGCCAUGGUUCUCAGCUGGAAAAGAGUGGAGUACCGACUCUGGGUCAGAGACGAGUUGCUGGACCAGGUGGAUGAGCUUAAGUAUCUCGAGGUCUUGUUCAUAAGUGAGAGGAGACGGGAGCAGAAGAUUGACUGACGGAUUGGGGCUGCGGCUGCAGUGAUGCAGACGCUGUACUGGUCGGUCAUGGUGAAGAGAGCUGAGCGUAAAAGCGAAGCUGUCAAUUUACUGGACAAUCUCCAUACCUACCCUCACUUAUGGUCACAAGCUUUGGGUAGUGACCGAAAGAACAAGAUCAAGAUACAAGUGGUGGAAAUGAGUUUCCUCCGAAGGGUGGAUGGCCUCUCCCUGAGAGAUAGGGUGAAGAGUGCAGUCAUUCGAGAGGGGCUCAGAGAAGAGCCGCUGCUCCUCCACAUUGAAAGGAGCCAGUUGAGCUGACUAGGACACCUUAUGGGCAGCACCUCUUGGGUGAGAUGUUCCGGGUAUGUCCUAUCGGGAGGAGGCCCUGGGGUAGACCCCAAACACACUGGAGAGAUUAUAUCUCUUGGCUGGCCUCAGAAAACCUCAGUGUUCCCCAGAUAAACUGGAGGAGGUGGCUGGGGAGAGGGAAGUCUGGGUUUCUCUGCUUAGGCUGCUGGCCCCCGAUACCUCGCCACAAAUAAACGGAAGACGAUGGACAUUUAAAUCUCAGGUUAAGCUUUUAUCAUUGCCUGAUCUCUAAGAAGUACCUGCAAUGCUUCCAGUUUACAUUUUGGUACAAGAUGUGCCAAAUACACACAGAGAUACGCAGGUACCAGUUAGGCUUGUCACAAUAUGAGAUUUGUACCUGAUGAUCAUAAAAAUAAUUCACAGAUAUUAUUGUAGCAUCUAUAGAAAAUGUUUAUUAAUAAAUUAAUAAUUAAAUUCAAACUAUAAGAAAGUCUGUAACCAUAGCUGUACAAAAAGGAAAUUUAAAAACAACUACAAAAUGAUCAUCUGUGGCACACUAUUGCCAAGACAUGGUUAUCAUGACACUUUUAGUACUAGCAAUAUUAUAAUAUGCCUUUGUGUUAUCAAUUUAUAGGUAGGUCAUUUUUACAUAAGAACCCUAUGAAUCCAUACUGUUCAUAAUACUGUACCAUCCAAGCACAAGAAAAAUGUCAUCAAUACUAAAACUGGAAAUACAGUUUUGAUUUGCACGUUUUCAACCAUCUUUACAUUUACAUAUUGCAAUACUGAGAUGCUGUUAAAGGUUAGGCUGCAUUUUGUGUCUAAUAAUGACAGAUGCCGUUUGUCUCAAACAUCCAUUUACUUGAAAUGAUGAAAUGCUGCCUGCCUGUUUUUGUAACCUUUGUUAAUAUUAUAUCGCUGCACGGUCUCAGCCAUCUCUGUAAAUGUUAUAGAUGAACUUGCCUGCAUUGAAAAUGUAAAAUUAGACGCCUCCGUCAAGCAGAGGUUUUUAUAAAUAGAGUGCAGCUCGGUACAGGAGCAGUUUGUUAUGCUAUAUAUAGACUUUAAGGACAUACUUCUCUCUUCUGUUUCAUGCAGAUAAUUAACUUUUUCUUUCUCUUUCCAUGUACUACUGGAAUUCAUGGAGAUCUAGUUCUGCUUUUCUGGUAUGUUUAAGCGUAAGAUAUAGUUUGUAAUUAUUUAUUCAUUUUGAAUUAAUCAGAGUUAUAUGCUUGCAUGCACAGGCUACGUGAUUAUAAUAUUUGAUGUGUCUCACAAGACUAAAUUAUUGCUGUUAAUAUAUAAAACAUUGUGGGAACUGAGGUGCAGAGAAACAUUUUAAUCACUACAGCUGUCCCUUUUAUCAAAAAUCCUUGUGUACGCUUCUUAUUAAUAACUUACUUUUCCUGAUUAUGUGUACUGAUGUGCUACCCUGGAGCUGAAAUGUGAAAGUGAUGAAUAUUUGUUUUUUUUCUAUCUGUGUACUACUUUUCCACAGUCGGAAACUUUGGGUAUUUUUGACUGGUUUUAUUAUCACAGAGAACAAAUGGCUGUUGUUGACUGAAAAUGCAUCUAAUCUCAUUUGCAUUACUUGCACUAAUCACUGAACAUAUAAAUAAUAUUUGUUGAAUAAAUGGAAAACAUCCCAUUGA
This is a messenger RNA of Archocentrus centrarchus (flier cichlid), 3613 nucleotides long. RefSeq names its product mpv17-like protein. Gene Ontology annotation, biological process: mitochondrial ribosome assembly. The coding region runs from base 244 to 891 and encodes 215 amino acids. Lineage: Eukaryota; Metazoa; Chordata; Actinopteri; Cichliformes; Cichlidae. The record is from RefSeq and is a predicted model, not a curated record. Gene Ontology annotation, cellular component: membrane; mitochondrion; cytoplasm. The transcript is spliced from 4 exons.